Molecule: messenger RNA, 2673 nt
Organism: Pyricularia pennisetigena
Lineage: Eukaryota; Fungi; Ascomycota; Sordariomycetes; Magnaporthales; Pyriculariaceae
Exons: 6
Coding region: 1-2673 (890 amino acids)
Biological process (GO): nuclear-transcribed mRNA catabolic process, deadenylation-dependent decay
Cellular component (GO): cytoplasm
Molecular function (GO): mRNA 3'-UTR binding
Source: RefSeq, a predicted model, not a curated record
AUGACCUCCUCGACGAACCAUCAAUCAUCCGGCGUCAUGGCGUCUGCCGCCCGGCAGAGUCGCUUUACGAACUACACCAUGUCGAACGCAGGCGAUAAGGCUGGUCAGACUCUGGGAGGUGGGAUAUCCUACCAGGGACCUGACUGGAAGCGCCAGAACAUUUGGAGCAGUAACCUAGGCUCCUUCCCCAAGUCGCAGCCCCCUACCUCUCGUGGAAACGAUGAAAACGGGCAAACUGGGGCUGGCGCCCUUGCAGCGAAGUCAGACGUUGAUUCUUGGUCAAGGAGAGGCCCUUGGGAGACUGCUGAUAACUCACAAAGAAAGAGUUCUGGGGCUACUUCGCCUACUCGCACACGGGACAGCUUUAACGAUAUCCAUGCGUCCAGCGGCUUCACGAACAGCCGGCCUCCGAUAAACCACGGCCCCGGCUUCAGCUUGAAUCGUCAAAGACAAUCUGCCUUCGAAACGACGUCAAAUGCCUUCCGAUACACCUCGAUGACAUCCGAUGAGACCGAAAGCCCAUCCGGCUAUCCCCUCAGCACUGGCUUCGGUGUUGACUCCAAGCCACUCAACAUGCGAACCGAUUCUCGUAACGGAUACGCUGGAGGGCAAGCUGGGACCACCGAUGCGCUGCAAGGCUACGAAAACGCUUAUUCAGCGCACGUGUCUGGGAUGGCUCACCCGGGCCGACCCCAGCCGCACUCAUCUUCUUCCUUCCCGGCACAGUCAGGCCCCACGCGCGCAUAUAGCGCAACGCAGCUUGACCAGCAAGACCUACACGAGACCUUCAAGAGGAGUGUGACGAUCAACGAUGCUUCAGACACGGCCACGUCCAACUUUCAAUCCGCUCGAUCCUUCCAGUUCAACCCGGGUUCUCAACCCUGGGACUCGAACGGAGUAACAGCCUUCAAGCCCGGCCAUAAUGGCUUCAGCAUCCCCGAGGCACACCAGGAAGGCAUCAUGUCUGACUAUUCAAACGGCAAGCGAGGGAGUAUACCCGACCGCAACUCUCCAGGCUUGAACAUGAGGACCAACCUGGCAAGCCCGAGGCAUAUGAGUGAGGCAUCCAUCAUUUCCAAUGGCUGGGGCAGUAGGCCGGCGUCUAGGGAUCCUAGGAAUGGUCUGGAGAACGAGCGGCGCGGCUCGACAAACAGCUACAUAUCAUCCACCCACUCGCACGCGAUUCAUCUCCCAGGGCAGCAACAGCCAGCCUUUUACCCGCCACACCCAUACUACGCACAAACUAUCCCCUCGGCUUAUCCUACCCAGCUGUACGAUCAAUACGGCAAUGGUUUCCGGGCACCUGUGCCGUUUCCUCAGUUUGGCUUGCCCUACAGUCCCUAUGGUCAUACGGGCCUGCCGAUGCAUCCCCCGCACGGCCUCAAGAGUCAAGACCCCAUCAGCGGUGGCCGAAGUCGUUUGUUGGACGAGUUUCGCGCCACCUCCAAGUCAGCAAAGAAAUAUGAACUCAAGGACAUUUACAACUAUGUGGUCGAGUUCAGUGGUGAUCAGCACGGAUCUCGAUUUAUCCAGUCAAAGCUGGAGACCGCCAACAGCGACGAGAAGGACCAGAUUUUCAAGGAGCUGGAGCCAAAUGCUGUACAGCUGAUGAAGGAUGUCUUCGGCAAUUACGUCAUCCAAAAGUUUUUUGAGCACGGCAACCAGGUACAAAAGAAGGCUCUAGCGUCUCAGAUGAAGGGGAAAAUGGUUAGCCUCUCCACUGAGAUGUAUGCCUGCCGGGUUGUUCAAAAGGCCUUGGAGCAUGUUCUCGUCGAGCAGCAGGCUGAGCUUGUCAAGGAGCUAGAGGUCGACAUUGUCAAGAUCAUUAAGGAUGCCAACGGCAACCAUGUGGUACAGAAGAUAAUCGAACUGGUCCCUCGCCAGUAUAUCAGCUUUGUUAUGGAUUCCAUUAGGGGCCAGGUCAUCCAGCUUUCGCAGCACAACUAUGGCUGCCGUGUCAUUCAACGGAUGAUGGAGCAUGGGUCCGAUGCGGACAAGGCUACCAUCAUGCAUGAGCUUCACCAGCACGCUCCCAUGCUAACGACGGAUCCUUACGGCAACUAUGUGAUCCAGCACAUCAUUACCCACGGGAAGCCCGAAGACCGGCAGAAGAUCAUCUCAAUCGUCCUCGGCCAGAUUGUGCUACUUUCUAAGAACAAGUUGGCCUCGAACGUCGUGGAAAGAUGCAUCGUCAGCGGCACGGCUGAAGACCGCACCGCGAUCCGCAAGAUCAUCACAACUCCGGGACCAGAUGGCACCAGUCCUCUCCAGCUCAUGAUGAAGGAUCAAUAUGCAAACUACGUAGUCCAAAAACUGCUCGAAAAACUCAACGGAGCUGAAAGGCAGGCAUUUGUUGAGGAGAUGAAGCCACAGUUCAAUUCGCUCAAGAAGGUUAGCAAUGGCCGGCAGAUUGCUGCCAUAGAUCGCUUGAUGUCUGCCGUCGGUAGCGGAGCGGGAUCUGGUGCCGCGGCGGGCCUUCAGGUCGAUGUUAACUCUGCUGCCCCUACACCAAACUUGACGAUGGAGCCGAACACACCCCAAAGCACUAGCCCUCCCAGUACAGACUCGAGCUCUAAUGACGGCGUUACGUCUGACGAGUCGAACGGGGGUGCCGAAAAGAUCGACUCGGCCACCGCGGAAGCCUGCCCCCAGGUCCGUAUCGACGAGGCAUGA